AUGAUUUUAACUAUCUAUGGUUGUUAUCGGUAUAAUAGUAAUACAAAGUUCUUUCUCGUUGUUGUGAUAUAUUAUCAUUGAAAUAAUUGAAAAGAUGUAAAAUUGACAAAGUUGAUUUUAUGUAUAUGUAUAUAGAUAUAUAUAUAUGUAUCUGUGUAUGCACAAUUUUUUUAACAAACAUGUUCCCAGCUUAUGCUUAUUUAUCUGCUUACGACAGGCAUAAAAAACUUAUAAAUGAUUACCUGUUAUUAAAAGGAGAAACUGUAGCAUCUUUAAAACGAGACACGUCCCGAGAUAAGAGAGAUUUUGAUGUUAUCAAAGAAAAUCAUAAAUUUCUGUGGGAUGAGGAUGACGAUCAACCAAAUACAUGGGAAGCUCGUUUGGCCAAAAAAUACUAUGAUAAAUUGUUUAAGGAAUAUUGCAUUUGUGACUUGAUCUAUUAUAAAUACAACAAGGUUGCACUAAGAUGGAGAACGGAGAAGGAAGUAAUUGUAGGCAAAGGACAAUUUGAAUGUGGCAAUAAAAAAUGCGCUAUAAAAGAGGAUCUUCGUUCUUGGGAAGUUAAUUUUGGUUAUGUCGAGCAUGGAGAAAAAAAAAAUGCUUUAGUAAAACUGCGUUUGUGCCCAGAAUGUUCAAUAAAGUUGAAUUAUCGAUCGCAAAAGCGUGAAGUAAAAAGAAGAAAAUCAUUGAAACGUCUAGGAUCCCAUUCUGGAUCCAAUAUUGAAAAACCAAGUACAUCUGAAGACACAUCUGAUAAUACAAGAGUCAAAGAAAAUGAAAAUCCGUCAACCCCUGAAAAUAUUGACAAUACUGUUGAUGAAGAAUCGAAAUCUAAUAUUUGGAAAGAAAAACCUGUAGAAUCAAUGGAGCGAUCAAGAGAAGAAGAAUUUGAAGAAUAUCUGGCCGACUUGUUCAUGUAAAAAAAAAAAAAAAAAAAAAAUAUUGAUUGUAACAAUUAAUAUUUUAACAUUAAUAAUGGUAUUAAUAAUAAUAAUAAUUGCUUAAAAAUAAACUUUUUUGUAAUAUUAAUAUUUCAUUUAAGCAUAUAUUUUAAUUAAGUAAAAUUGUAUCACUGUAUCCAUAGUCUAUUAAAUAUAUUAAUAAUUCUAACCUUUCUAGAUAUUGUAAUAUAGUAAUUAUUAAAAAAUAAAAGUUAUUCACAAAAUUA
Messenger RNA from Vespa crabro (European hornet), 1168 nucleotides. RefSeq names its product protein FRA10AC1. Gene Ontology annotation, biological process: dephosphorylation. The transcript has 4 exons. The record is from RefSeq and is a predicted model, not a curated record. The coding region runs from base 120 to 920 and encodes 266 amino acids. Gene Ontology annotation, molecular function: phosphatase activity. NCBI's taxonomy places the organism in Eukaryota, Metazoa, Arthropoda, Insecta, Hymenoptera, Vespidae.